Cetraspora pellucida is the source of this 1602-nucleotide messenger RNA. The record is from the annotation of a GenBank genome assembly. Lineage: Eukaryota; Fungi; Glomeromycota; Glomeromycetes; Diversisporales; Gigasporaceae.
AUGUCCAAUGUGUAUAUAUUAAAUGAUAUAAAAGAUAGAAGAAAUCCUAAAGGGGUCGGGUAUCAGCUAGGUAGUAUUUGUGAAUCAGAACUUGAAAAUGCAUUGCAUAGUAGUAUCAAAUCUGCUUCUGAUCUUGCUAAUGAAUAUAAAGACCUGCAAGAUGUAUAUUUAAAGCAAGAAAAGGAACUUGAGCUAGUUCAAGCUGAUACUAGAAAAAAAAUUAGCCAACUAAAUGCAUCCAAUACUAGGCUUAGAUCUUCUGAACAGGCAUCCCAUACUGAAAUCCAAUCGCUUAAAUCUGAGAUUAAAACACUAAAGAGAAAAGUGACCCUCGCCCAGAAAGCUUCGUCCCUUGACAAGGAUGAGAUUCUUUGUCUUAAAGGUGAAAUAGAUAAACUGAAAGCCGAAGUAGAAGAAUUGGAAUUAGAGAUGGAAUUAGAAUGCACAUCUCAUGAUUCAGAUACCACUUCAUUUAGGGAUAAAAUAAGUGAAUUAAAUUCCCUUAAUCGUAUAUUGGAGCAGAAAAAGGAUGAUUUAAAUUCAAAGAAACAUGAAUUAGAAACUGAGGUAGGGCAUAAGGAUUCUGAAAUCACCUCUCUUGGAGCUAAAGUAAACAAGCUAGAGAAAGUAGAAAAAGGUCUAAUAUGUAGAUAUGGGUUAAUUAGCUGUCUCAGGUCUAGAGUGAGAGAAUUGGAAGAUCAACUCGCUGAGAACUCUUUGGAAAAAGAGUUCCUUCCUCAAGAAACUAAUACUCAUUUAGCAGAGCAGAUUUCAAAAGCAUCCAGUGAGUUUAAUGAAGUGAUUGGAGGUGAUAGCGGACCAGAGAAAGAUGAGGCUACAAAGCACGAAUCAUCCCGAAAUGUUGGACAUCUAGCAAUGACAUGGCCUUUCAGCAUGAUAGUCAGCGGAAGAAGUGAUACAGGUAAGACCAAUUUACUAGCAAAUCUUGUUCUUGGAGAUAAAUGUAAACAUAUAUAUAAAAGACAAAAAAGAGGAUCCAGAUAUAUUAGAUGCAAUAAUUUGAUAGUUUGUGGUUACUAUCCUGAUGAGCCGAAAUGGGCAUUCGUUAAAUAUAUGUAUAAAAUAAUAGCAAGUAAUCUCAAAGCAUCCUAUUAUGAGAACAUUAGAUUCAGUUACAUAUCACUAGAACAAAUUCCUAGUGUGAAAUCAUUUUCACUUGAGAGAAGCACUGUAAUCAUUUUUGAGGAUGUAUGUGUUGCUCCCGAGUCUAUCCAAAAUCGCAUUAUACUAUUUUUUACAUAUGGGCAACAUCAUAAUAUUUCUCCAUGCUAUAUUACUCAGAAAUAUCAUCAUGUACCAAUUAUUAUUCGUGAGAAUAUCUCCCUUUUAGUAAUAUAUAAUAGGAGAAACAGUUAUCAAGACAUGUCCAAGAUAGCUAACCAAUAUACUGAUGAUAUAAAGAGCACAUCCAUAGUUAUUAAUAGCUACCUCCGUAAAUAUAAGUUUGUUGUAUUUGAUUUCAAUAGGCCAGAGGAUGUUCCUUUAGCAAUUCGGCUAAGAUUCGAUACACCAUUAAACCUGCAAAAGGAAAUAGAGGCAAGGCAGAGGCGCAAGAAAAAAAGUGCCCCAGCUAAUGAAUAG